AUGCCCGCCCCCAACCCUAAAGACUCGAUGAAGUCGACCUGGCGCACAGCCAGCCGCGACACAUGGUCGAUCCACCACUGGGCGAUAGACCUGCUUGGUGCGCACCCGGUGGCGCUGGACAAGGAGGUGCCCGUGUUCGAUGCAGGCAGCAAGCUGCCGUACAUGCCGCAGUGGUCGCUGCAGCGGUGGGUGCUGUUCUACGCGGCGAUUCCGCUCGCGCUGCAGCAGGUGUGGGCGAUGGCGACGGGGCGCAACCUGUCCGGCUUCGCUGUAUUCAACCUGUACUUUUUCGCGAUCAACGCGAACGUCAUCUACCAGGUGCACGUGCUGCGGCGGCUGGCGCAUGUGUAUGGCUUCCUGGACGGGCAGCACGCGCGCGACGGCGUGCCCGACGUUGGCGUGUCCAAGGUCGUGCACUCGCUGUACAAGACGACGGGGUCGCGGCUGGCGCUGUCGGUGUGGCUGUGCUAUCGGCAAGCGCAGCUGCCGGCGCAGCUGGACUGGGCGUGGCUGCCGCUGCAGAUCGGGGUGUACGGCAUCGUGCUCGACUUCUGGUUCUACUGGUACCACCGGCUGAUGCACGACGUGCCGUGGCUGUGGCGCUUCCACCGCACCCACCACCUCACCAAGCACCCGAACCCGCUGCUCGCCGCGUACGCCGACCACGAGCAGGAGUUCGGCGACAUGGUCGCCGUGCCGAUGAUGACCUUCUUCACCCUGCGUGCGAUUGGCCUCCCACUCGGCUUCUACGAGUGGUGGAUCUGCCAGCAGUAUGUCGUCUUCGCCGAGGUGUUUGGCCACAGCGGCCUGCGCGUGCAUACGUCUGUGCCGUCCACGCUGAACUGGCUGUUGACUAUGCUCGGCGCUGAGAUUGUCGUCGAGGACCACGAUUUGCACCAUCGGAAGGGCUGGCGGAAGAGUCACAACUAUGGGAAGCAGACGCGGCUGUGGGAUCGCAUCUUUGGGACUUGUGGGGAUCGCAUCGAGGCCGUCGAGGAGAAUGUGGAUUAUGAGAAUGUCGUGCCGAUGCCGUUGUGGUAG
Molecule: messenger RNA, 1041 nt
Organism: Aspergillus terreus NIH2624
Lineage: Eukaryota; Fungi; Ascomycota; Eurotiomycetes; Eurotiales; Aspergillaceae
Product: sterol desaturase family protein
Exons: 1
Coding region: 1-1041 (346 amino acids)
Biological process (GO): ergosterol biosynthetic process
Molecular function (GO): C-4 methylsterol oxidase activity; iron ion binding
Source: RefSeq, a predicted model, not a curated record